This is a messenger RNA of Amoebophrya sp. A120, 1924 nucleotides long. NCBI's taxonomy places the organism in Eukaryota, Dinophyceae, Syndiniales, Amoebophryaceae. The record is from the annotation of a GenBank genome assembly.
GCUCAACUAAACUCUGCCAGUCAUGAUCCCGAAUUCCGUUUGAGACGCUCACGACCUUUGUGCUGGAGGAGAUGAGCACGAUCUUUACUUUGCUUGGCGGCAUCUUGAUUUCGUUAUGAUAAGAAAGGACUGUUGAUCUUGAUGCUCCAACCAAGUGUUUCGUAAAGAGUAUGAUCUGCGGCUGUAGUCUUUUUGUGUGCCAGCAGUCGCGUUAACCCGAUCUAUGUGACUAGACACAAGAAACAGCAAUUGCAGCACGAGUUUCUGACACAGGCGCAGCUUUUCUCGAAAAGACCUGUGGUUCAAGAAGCAUUCGAAAUUGCAGCUGUCGAGCAAUGGAGAAUGUCGAAAGAUCACGGCGCCGCACGAAAAGAAGUUCAGAGGGGGCAAUUAUACCGAGAAUUUAUCAAAAGGCGAGACCUUUAAAAAAAUGUUGAACUUUAAUUAUCAGUGUGAAAUAAAAGCUAAAGCAAGAAGACCCACGAAACUUUGAACGCAAGAAGUGGGUAUUGGAAAGCUUGAACAUAUUCUUUACUCAAGCCGGAUGCGUAGCUAGGAGGUAGCGCUUCUUCUUUAAUCUUCUGGAGGGCCGUUCUGUGUUUCGAUGUGACGCUCGAGAUGGCGCAUUGAUCGUGUCCCCAUUCCGUCUUUAGAGUCUUCAGAAGAAACAGAAUACCAUAGAAAAUCAUGCCGCCGCGACGAAAUGAUGGUUUGGCGCAACCUGUUGCUGGCGCUGGGGGCGCCGCCCAACGCGAAGACCCUCCGCCAGUGGGCGAAGUAGUGGCCGAACCGGCAGGCGGUCUAGCGGACGGGGAGCAACCAGAACCACAAGCCCCUGCAGCCGCUGCGCCUGUCGUUGAGCCCCCGUUUCCACUCCUACAGCCUGGACGGACUGCCAACGGGCUGCAGACAAAGUUGGCGGAGAUUGAAUACGAUCGGCUGCCCCGAUUGGUGCGCCGCAAAUUCGCAAAUUUGGGAGUCAAUGUAUUCACUUCCGUGUAAUUAAGUACAAUUUUCAGACUGUUGUCCUCCUGAAUGUGUGGGGAAUGUAAAUAGGUGCUGUUUAUAUCUUAAACGGAGACGAGAUCUGCAUCAGAUCUACAUGGAACGUCGUUUUCAGGUUUGGAAUUUGUGCUGUGCCAAAAACACCGGAUAUGCGAAACAUGGAGGGCUCGAUGAUCCGAUUAAGCGGAACAUUCUUGAGUUCAUUGGCGACGCGGCCUCUUCCGGAAGUAUCAACCCGCUGCUGAACGCGAAGCGCAUGAAGCAAAUAGCAAAGCGGAAAAAGGAAAAGAUGGCGGCACAAAUUGCAGACAUUAUCCUGCCGAUGUGCAACGAGGCUGCGGAAGAAGGAAAUCCGCGCGUUUCGAUAGAGUAUAGUGAGGCGAUUCUUGACGACCUAGACGAGGACUGCCAUCCAUUCGACAGUCCAGAAUCGAACUGGUGGGAGUGGCUGUUUGCCUUCCUGCCGUCUCUGAAGGAGUCUCUCGAAGAAGCGGGGUUUACACUGCAGAUUCAGCCAGUGAAGCCAGACGAGGACACGGAAGCAAAGAAACAGUGGAAGGAGCAUAGCGUGCUGUGGUUGGUGUGGAGCUGAGGUUUGUGAAGCUGCGACUGCUACAACCUAGACCUAAAACCAGCAUUAGUUAACCCCUUGAAAAGAUGCCGCAAUUUGGUCGCUCAUUCCGAUAGCUGAUGUACUACUGCAGUCUCUCGUUGCAUUUUCUGACGUGUUUUCCGCGAUGAGUUUGACGACAAAUGUAUACGGCUAUUACUGGAGUGGCGAUUUUCGUAUUGCAGCGUAUUAAAGGCCCAGCAAGGGAGCGACAAGCAUAACUUCCGCCUCGCGGUGUUCAGACAGGAUCCGAUACAAGGACUUUAUCGUUACAGGUUUCAUUACAGUAUCCUAGCAAGUCUAGAAAGC